AUGUGCAAGGACAGACUCCACGAUUUCCUUGUCGAUCUGCCCAAAUGCGAGCAUCACAUACACAUCGAGGGCUCUUUGGGGCCCGAGCUGCUGUUCCAUCUUGCCGCACAGAAUAGCAUCUCCCUGCCCUCCGACAAGGAUCCGGCUUUUGCAAGCGUCGAAGCGCUGUACGAACGAUAUCGUAACUUUAGCUCACUCGAUGACUUUUUGCACUAUUAUUUUAUCGGAUUCUCCGUGCUCCUUACCGUCACAGACUUUGAGGAGUUGGGAUACGCCUACUUUGCAAAGGCACACUCGCAGAACGUUCGACAUGCUGAAGUCUUUUUCGACCCCCAGGCACACACCAGCCGCGGGGUCGCGUACGAGACCGUCAUCGAGGGUCUCCAGCGCGCGCGACGUCGCGCCGAGGCCGAUUUUGGCAUGACCGUUGAGUACAUUGUCUGCUUCCUGCGUCACUGCCCCGUCGAGGACGGCCUGCGCAUGUUCCUCGAGGCUAAGGAGAAGGGCCACUUUGUGGAUGGGACGAUUGCGGGCGUGGGCAUGUCGAGCAGCGAGGCGCCGUACCCGCCCAAAAUGUUUAAGCCCAUCUACGACGCCGUCCGGGAGGCGGGGAUCCGGCGCACAGCGCACGCUGGAGAGGAGGGGCCCGCUGGGUUUGUCAUCUCAGCGCUGGAUGACUUGGACGUGGAGCGUAUCGACCACGGGCGGCGGUCGACGGAAGAUGAGGCUCUGAUGAGGAGACUGUCUGAGAACAAGACGCUACUCAGUCUCUGCCCCAUCUCAAACGUGGUUCUGAGGGGCGUUGGCGAGAUCAAGGAGCUGCCUAUCCGGACGUUCUUGGACGCAGGAGUACGGUUCAGCAUCAACAGCGACGACCCGGCGUACUUUGGAGGUUACAUUUUGGAGAACUAUCUCGCCGUGCAGGAGGCUUUCAAGCUUAGCAUCGCAGAGUGGCAGACAAUUGCUGUCGGUGCCGUAGAGGGCAGUUGGUGCUCUACCGAGAGGAAGGACCAGUUGAAGAAGGAGAUCGAGGGCGUUGUCGCCAAGUACAAGGGACUCGAGGCCUGA
This is a messenger RNA of Colletotrichum truncatum, 1068 nucleotides long. RefSeq names its product adenosine deaminase. Gene Ontology annotation, cellular component: nucleus; cytosol. Gene Ontology annotation, molecular function: adenine deaminase activity. The record is from RefSeq and is a predicted model, not a curated record. Lineage: Eukaryota; Fungi; Ascomycota; Sordariomycetes; Glomerellales; Glomerellaceae. Gene Ontology annotation, biological process: adenine catabolic process; purine ribonucleoside monophosphate biosynthetic process; hypoxanthine salvage.